AUGUGGGCCGGAGGACUCCCGAUCGCCGUGAUCGCAACUCUCCUGGCUGUCGCGAUCGACGUGAAGGCCAACGGCGAGUACUGCCACGGAUGGCACGACGCCCAGGGAGCGUGGAAGGAAGGAUUCCAGUGCCCGGAGAAGAUAGACGGCGUGGAUGCCAUCAUUUGCUGCGGGAAGUGCGAGUUGAGAUACUGCUGCUCCAGCACGGACGCAAGGCUGGACCAGGGCAGCUGCGACAACGACAGGCGAGCCCUCGAACCCGGCGCCGAGGGAAAGGAGAGCAAGGAAUCCGAUGCAGUCCCCAUCUACGUCCCCUUCCUGAUUGUGGGUUCCGUCUUUGUGGCCUUCAUCCUAGUAGGCUCGGUUGUGGCCAUGUGUUGCUGUCGCUGCCUGCGCCCCAAGCGGGAGCCAUCGGCGGGAUCGGGCGGCGGAAGCGGUCGCCCCCUGGAAACCAUCCCCAUGAUGUCCGGCACCUCCAGGGGAUCGUCGUCGCGCCAAUCCAGCACCGCCGCCUCAUCAAGCUCCUCCGCCCCGUCUGCUAACCCCCGGCCGGGACCCGCCGCACCCACCCCCAUGGUCCGGGCGCAGGCCUCUUGCUGUCUGCCGCCCGACGCUAGCGUUUUCGUUAACAUGCCCACCAACUUCUCCGUUCUCAACUGCCAGCAGGCCACACAGAUCAUGCCUCACCAGGGGCAGUUCCUGCACCCGCAGUACAUUGGUUAUGCGCACCCAGUGGCCCCCGCUUUUAUGGACCCCACCCAAGGCGGGUACCGACCCCUUCAGUCUCCAUGUCCACCGCCUCAAGCUGGAAGCUCCAGUGUCGUCAGUGAUCAGAAAUACCCUCCAGUGACAGUGUGA
Molecule: messenger RNA, 858 nt
Organism: Nerophis lumbriciformis (worm pipefish)
Lineage: Eukaryota; Metazoa; Chordata; Actinopteri; Syngnathiformes; Syngnathidae
Source: RefSeq, a predicted model, not a curated record